Condylura cristata (star-nosed mole) is the source of this 3361-nucleotide messenger RNA. RefSeq names its product ring finger protein 2 (gene RNF2). The coding region runs from base 26 to 1036 and encodes 336 amino acids. The record is from RefSeq and is a predicted model, not a curated record. Gene Ontology annotation, cellular component: ubiquitin ligase complex; PcG protein complex. Gene Ontology annotation, molecular function: chromatin binding; ubiquitin protein ligase activity. The transcript has 7 exons. Lineage: Eukaryota; Metazoa; Chordata; Mammalia; Eulipotyphla; Talpidae.
UCUUGGCGGGGGUGCUGAGUCGGCAAUGUCUCAAGCUGUGCAGACAAAUGGAACUCAGCCAUUAAGCAAAACAUGGGAACUCAGUUUAUAUGAAUUACAACGAACACCUCAGGAGGCAAUAACUGAUGGCUUGGAAAUUGUGGUUUCACCUCGAAGUCUACACAGUGAGUUAAUGUGCCCAAUUUGUUUGGAUAUGUUGAAGAACACGAUGACUACAAAGGAAUGCUUGCAUCGUUUUUGUGCAGACUGCAUUAUCACAGCCCUCAGAAGUGGCAAUAAAGAAUGUCCUACAUGUCGGAAAAAGCUAGUUUCCAAAAGAUCACUAAGGCCAGACCCAAACUUUGAUGCACUCAUCAGCAAAAUCUAUCCAAGUCGUGAUGAGUAUGAAGCUCACCAAGAAAGAGUAUUAGCCAGGAUCAACAAGCACAACAAUCAACAAGCACUCAGUCACAGCAUUGAGGAGGGACUGAAGAUACAGGCUAUGAACAGAUUACAGCGUGGCAAGAAGCAACAGAUUGAAAAUGGUAGCGGGGCAGAAGACAACGGUGACAGUUCACACUGUAGUAAUGCCUCCACACACAGCAAUCAGGAAGCAGGACCUAGUAACAAACGGACCAAAACUUCUGAUGAUUCUGGGCUUGAGCUUGAUAACAACAAUGCAACAGUGGCAAUUGAUCCAGUGAUGGAUGGUGCUAGUGAAAUUGAAUUAGUAUUCAGGCCUCAUCCCACACUUAUGGAAAAAGAUGACAGUGCACAGACAAGAUACAUAAAGACUUCAGGUAAUGCCACUGUUGAUCACUUAUCCAAGUAUCUGGCUGUGAGGUUAGCUUUAGAAGAACUUCGAAGCAAAGGAGAAUCAAACCAGAUGAACCUUGACACAGCCAGUGAGAAGCAGUAUACCAUUUACAUUGCAACAGCCAGUGGCCAGUUUACCGUAUUAAAUGGCUCUUUUUCUUUGGAAUUGGUCAGUGAGAAAUACUGGAAAGUGAACAAACCCAUGGAACUUUAUUAUGCACCCACAAAGGAGCACAAAUGAGCUUUUACUAAAACCGAUUCUGAGAGUGAACUUUUUUAUAGCCUAUUUCUUUAAUAUUAAAGAUGUAUCGUCAUUACUUUUAUGGACAGAAUCUUGGAUAUGUUCAGUUUUCUUUCUGAGCCAGACUUGUUUACACUAUUAAAAUCUUUUCCCCUUAACUUAAGAUUUCCUUUUUGAAAGGGACUGCAGUUAUUCAGUACUUUUUUUUUCCCUUUUAAAAAUAUAUUAAGAUUGUAUGUUUUCACAAAGUAUGGUUCCAUUUGGAGCACCCUUUUUGACCCAGGAAUUUUUCACGGUUCUGUAUUCUUAAGAGUCAAUUGGCCAUCCUUUUCUCUCCCCUGAAAAGUUUUCUAGGCCUAUAGAAUGUUAAAUAAUAUGUAUUUUGACUUUUUUUCCUGGAGUCUUGUAUAUUUAUAGUUUUCUAUAUAAGCUGUAGUAUCUUCAUGAAGACCAAGGCUCAAAUUUACUGUGCUUAAAAAACAAUUCUCAUAGGAUUAUUAUUUUCAUGGUAUUUUCUUCCAUAAUAUCUCAUUUUAAAGAAGUUCUUUAUGAACUUAGAGUCCAUUGUCAUGCAAUGUUAUUUUUUCCAUGUUUUUUCCCCUUUAAUUUUGAAUUGUCUGGUCUUGGGAAAUAGAAUCAAACAAAAUCCCAAGUUCUGUGAGAACUUGGCUCAUUGCAGAUUUCACUGAAGAAAAAAAAUUAAAUUGGUCUUACAUAGUCUUCAAGUGUGUAUUUAAAGUAAUUUUUUUUGGGGGGGUAUUAGUUCUCCUGUCACUUCCGUUUCUUUUUUUAUGUGUGUUUGAUGUUAUUUCCUGUUAAAAUACCAGAAAUACAGAGAUAUUUUGCACUUUAGCCUUGAUGAAAAAAAGUACAAGAUAUGUUCAAAACUUCCCUGAUUAUUUUCUUAUUGGUAGCCACUUAAGUUUCAAAAAUAACAUGGCACAAAUUAGCAAAGGGGUAAGAACUUGCAUCUGUUUGAAAAGUGUGUUUAUUAGCAGGUUGGGUUGCCAUAUCAUUAUAAAUUUGGUGCUCUGCUAACUACACUCUAGAGAGGCAAGUUAAUGGAGUUUGAGCCCUGCCUUGAAAUGUAGUAAAAGAUAAUUCUGUAGAAGAAUGUCAGUCAGUAGGGUAAAGUCAUUCUACCCUUCCUACUUAAAUAUUGAGGACAGUGUUUGGUGUUUGGAUCCAGGAUUCAUGACAACAGGUCAGAAGUAAGAUUGACUUGUGUUGUUUUUCCAUCCCUCUCCUGAUUCCAGGUAUGUUUCUAAGUUUAUAUUAUCACAGUAUUUAUAAAAACAUGUUUGCAUUGAGUAGUUAACCCAAAGGGUUUUUGCUGGGUGGAAGUGGUCCUCCAGUAAUCAGAAUUAAAGCCUCUACUCAUCGUGAAUAUUAAUCUGUCUUUUUUGACAGAUUGGGGCCAGCUUGAUGUUUCAUAUCUUCAACUCAGCGCAGUAUAAAAACUUAAAGGAUUAUUAAAUUUUUUACCAUUUUACUGAAAAUACUUAAAAUCUGUUUUUAUAAUUUUUUUUCUUUUUUGGUAAACUGUGCCAUGAAAUUUGAAAACCUCCAAAAAUCAAGGGAAAUUUUGUAUUCAAUUCCUUUUCUGGUAUAAUGUUAAGUUGUAUAGAUUCUUAAUGCAUGUCCACUGAAUAUAAUCCUGGUUUUGUGAUAUAACUGCUUAGAUUUUAUUGGUGACAUUAGAUUAGUAUUUGCAUUAAAUAACUAAAUUCUCAUUGUGACUAUUAAUUGAAAUUUUGUCUUUAAGCAAAAAGUUAUUUGUGAAUAUAAGCUUUGUGCUUAGAGAACAUUGUGUUUUUAUCUGUCAGUAUGAGAGGAUGUAAAUGCUUUGCAUCAUCACUGAAUUCAUUGGCUGUGUAACUUUGCAAAAUAUAAUUAUAGGUGUUUGAUAGAGCAUUGAGUAUGGUGUUGUGUGUGUUUUUAUGUAUUUUGGAGGCAGAAGGUGGGUACUCUACCAUCACAACAAACCAAGGUUUCAUAAAGUAUUUAAGUAACUUCUGUAACCAUCUCAACUAAAUUACAAAAGGCUUGCCAGAUGUGAACACACAUAACCAAAUUUAUCACUUCAGCUAUUUUUAAGUGUGCAAUUCUGUGGCGUUAAGUACAUUCACAGUACUUUUGUAACUCAGCAUUGUUUCCUGGAUUUUUUCAUGAUGCCAAAUUCUACACUCCUUAGAUAGCUACUCCAAAGUCUUUAUCCCCUCCACCUUUAUCUUACUUACACUUUAUGUAAGUGGAAUCACAUUUGCCUUUUGUGUUUUCUUCACAUAGCAUAAUGUUUUUGAGGUUCAUAUAUAUUGUAACAUA